This is a messenger RNA of Phytophthora infestans T30-4, 714 nucleotides long. RefSeq lists its product as uncharacterized. The coding region runs from base 1 to 714 and encodes 237 amino acids. The record is from RefSeq and is a predicted model, not a curated record. Lineage: Eukaryota; Oomycota; Peronosporomycetes; Peronosporales; Peronosporaceae. The transcript has 2 exons.
AUGACGCUUAACAACGAGAACUGCCCGUCCGCAAAGGUGCAUCUUUCUAGAGAGGACUACGGCCUGCUCGUUACCUGGAUAGAGAUACCUGAGAGCUUUGCUGCAGCUCAUGGCACCAGCAAGAAGACCAUUGUCUCGAGAGGGGCCCAGAAGACAAAGACGCAGGCUUUCAAUGAGCUGGCGGCGUAUUUAAACACACACACGAAUACAUAUAAUCUUCCUACGCUUACGGGAGCAAACGUGCAGCAGCGCUGGCGAGCAUACAAGACGAAGAAGUUCCAGCCAACACUAAAAAAGAGCCGCACGGAGACGGGCCUGGGGAUGUCCAAGAACGAGAUGAGGCAAGGCUUUUUAAUCCAAGGCAAGCUGGACAAGUUGUGCCCACACUUCGCGCGUAUGGAAAAGCUGUUCGCUACGAAGGCUAAUGCUCGAGCUCCAGCAACAUUACAACUAGGUUCGAUUCAGCAACAUGCUACCGGACGAAAUGUGUCAGGAUCUAAAUACGGCGAGGAGGACAAAGAAACCCAUUUUGAAGAGAUCAACAGUGUUGAUAGCGGUGAUGACAGCCUCAACUCAAGUGGAAGUGACCCCAACGACCAAAACGACGAUCCCGAAGGACCCGCCGCUGGAGCCGCGACGAACAAGAACCUUCCGAUUACGAACAUGAAGCAUCAAGCACGAAUGCCCGAGCGAUUGACCAGACAAUUCAUUUGA